Molecule: messenger RNA, 3628 nt
Organism: Lineus longissimus
Lineage: Eukaryota; Metazoa; Nemertea; Pilidiophora; Heteronemertea; Lineidae
Product: peroxisomal acyl-coenzyme A oxidase 1-like
Exons: 11
Coding region: 28-2013 (661 amino acids)
Biological process (GO): fatty acid beta-oxidation using acyl-CoA oxidase; lipid homeostasis
Cellular component (GO): peroxisome
Molecular function (GO): FAD binding; acyl-CoA oxidase activity; fatty acid binding
Source: RefSeq, a predicted model, not a curated record
UUUUGAUCGCCCACUGAAAGCGUCAACAUGGCGGAUCGUGGGAGCGAAGUUCAUCCAGAUCUCCAAAAAGAACGUCAAAAAGCGACAUUUAGUUCAUAUUUGUUGACAAAUUUUCUUGAUGGAUCGGAAGAAAAGACGAAGAGGCGUCGAUACAUUGAGAAGCUCGCAAUCGACGAUCCAGAACUGCAGCAUAAGCCAACAUGUUUCCUAACACGCCCAGAAGCUUUGGACCUUCAGCUGAAGAAAGCAAGUCGUAUGGUUCUGAUGAUACAUGAACAUGACCUCUUUGACCCUUACGAGAAAGCAAUGUUUAAAAGGGUGGUUAGCCCCCAUGAGUCGCAGCCCUUCAACCUCCAUGACCUGAUGUUCCUCCCGACCCUCCUGAACCAAGGCACCCAGGAACAGCAAGAGAAAUGGAUGGAAAAAGCAAUGACGUAUGAAAUCGUUUGCACGUAUGCUCAGACCGAAAUGGGUCAUGGAACUUUCCUGCGAGGUUUGGAGACCACUGCGACCUAUGACCCUGAAACGGAAGAGUUUGUUUUGGAGAUGCCUACGUUGACGGCUACAAAGUGGUGGCCAGGGAAUUUGGGAAAAACAACCAACCAUGCCCUAGUCCUAGCCCAGUUAUACACACAAGGCAAAUGUCAUGGUUUACAUGCGUUUGUCGUUCAGAUCCGAGACUUCAAAACAUGGCAGCCAUUGCCUGGCGUGACUGUCGGGGAUAUCGGCCCAAAGUUAGGUUACGCCUCAAUGGAUAAUGGUUUCCUUCGACUUGACAAAGUGCGCGUUCCUCGGGAUCACAUGCUGAUGAAACAUGGCCAGUUACAUAAAGAUGGCACCUACGUUACAAAAUCGAAAAACUCCAAGUUGACGUAUGGUACCAUGUUAUUGGUACGUGCGGUAAUCACGAGGUUCAUGAGCCAGUGUCUCGCAGAGGCAGCCACCAUAGCCAUACGGUACAGCGCCAUUAGGAAACAAUCGGAAAUUAAGCCAGGGACUGAGGCGUUUAUCCUCGACUAUCAAACCCAGCAGUACAAUCUGUUCCCUGUCCUUGCCACGGCAUAUGCGUUCCGUUUCACAGGGGUACACGUGGUGGACAUGUUCUUCAAGAUUCAAGAUGACAUCAACUUAGGGAACCUGGAGUCCCUCCCUGAGCUGCAUGCUGUGUCUGCUGCUGCGAAAGCUUUCACAAGUUGGGUCGGUAGUUCGAUGAUCGAGACAUGUCGCUUGUCUUGUGGCGGCCAUGGUUACUCACAUGCUAGCGGCCUGCCGAAGAUUUACGCGGAUGCCACUCCGGCUUGUACGUACGAGGGAGAGAAUACUGUCAUGAUGCUUCAGACAGCGAGACUGCUAAAGAAGUACCACAUGCGAGCCACAAACGGCGAACACAUUCCCGGCUUCAUGGCCUACCUCAGCGCCCCAAGAACAACACGCUCGUCCAUCGAUAAGAACCUUCGUCUCGAGGACCUGCUAGCGCUGUACAAGCAUCGGGCGCAUGCGUGCGUGGAUGAGGCCAUGGCGCGCUUUGCGACAGUCUGCAAGACACAUUCCGAGUUUGAUGCGUGGAAUUUAUCAUCGGUGCUACUAGUCAAGGCUGCUACGGUCCAUUGUCAUUAUUUCAUAGUCUACAACUUUGUGGAUGUCUUGCCUACUCUGGAAGACUCCCUCAAACCUGUGUUGUCAGCUCUUUGUCGUCUUUACGCCGUUCAUGGUAUCCUGGAAAACUCAGGUGAUUUUAUCAAGAAUGGUUACCUCACGCCCAGUCAACUCGCCAUGCUACAGAACGCCAUGUACGAUCUCCUCGGUGAGAUUCGGCCUAAUGCCGUCGCUUUAGUUGAUGCGUUCGACAUUCCCGACAGGAUAUUGGACAGUGUGCUGGGGUGCUAUGAUGGCCAGGUCUACGAGAAACUCUACAAGUGGGCCCAGCAGUCGACACUAAAUCAAGAAGAGGUGCCACCUGGGAUUUUCAAGUUCAUGAAGCCAAUGGUCGAGGAACUGAAGGCAAAGUUAUGAUCCUAAUGAUAUCGGGAUAUUCAAAUAGACUCUGUCAAAUUUUUAUAGGCCGACCACUCUUAAUAUCUGCGCAAACGUGUAUACUCCAUAUACGCGAACGAUGACCGUUAAUAUUUGGCAUGAAAUCUGGUGCCAUUUGUGAUGCUGAAAGGCUGGAUGUCGUCCUGGGUGCCGACAAAUGGUACCCAGGUUCGAGAUCGACUGGACAAUAAGCACCCUUCUUUUUGCCUGGGUGCUGUUUGUCUAGUGUAAUGGCACCCAGGGUGCCUAUUGUCUAGUCGAUCUCGAACCUGGGUACCAUUUGUCGGCACCCAGGACGACAUCCACCCUUUCAGCAUUUGUGAUCCAUCACAGCAGAAUCAGGCGCAUGUCGCUCUGAGCUUGGCAGUUCGAGAUGGACUGGUUGUUCAUUUCACUGUUGUCUGCCUUUCGUGAAAUCUUGAGUAUAUCAAUUGCUUCCAUUAUCUCCUGGUGUCACUUACUUAGGCAUAUCUUCUGUGCAACAACGCGCCUCCUUUUGCUGUGACUGAUCCAAUUGAUCUUGUUGCUGCCGUUCUCGCCUCCUGUUCUUUUUAGUAGAGUCUGUUCUAUGGUGCAAUUUAUGGACUUUUGUGAUUGUAGAUGUGCGUGUGCAAGUGUUACAUCAGGUGUCAUUCAGGGUGUGGUGUGCUCUGUUAAGAUGUGACAGUUGUAACACUUCUAUGUCUUAGUAUAUCAAUGUGCUGUUCGCAAUCAUGCUGAAUUGAUCAAAAUCUGUAUAAUUUGCAUGUUUGUAAAUCUAAUUUAUUGCUUGAUAAGUGGAUACAUAACAUAGGUGGAGCCACAAUCCUAUCAGGAGAUUGUGCAUCACUGCUGGGGCCCUCUGGCUACACCUAUGUAUAAGAUAUCUUUGAGAUGUCGGUAUUGUCUUUUGGUGAAUGGGUUGGCAAACCUUAGUUCAAUUUGUCGAAUUAAGAAUGUUCCUAAAUUUUAUUCUUGUGCUAUGUCCUUUUCUAUGUCGAUGUCAUAUCAUUCCAAAUGCAUCGUCAAGCUAUUUCAGUAUUAAAAAUUAUGUACUGGCCAGUUAUAUCAAUCUAUUUGUUUACAUUUGCAUGUAAUAUUUUAAUCGCUUAUACAUAUGAAUGGGUAUUUAUUGUUAAGAGUGUUACGAUUAAUUUUAAUUAAUUUUAACAAAUCUCGCUUGCAAUAUUGCAUUGAUGUUAAUUUAUAAGUGCAUAGGCCUUGUCAGGUGGAAAUAAAUUGUUGAUUUACGAGGCCAGGAGGAAGUAUACGUCAUUUCCCCCAGCCUCGUCUUCGCCACAGUGAUCUAUAUUUUUAGAUCAAUGCCCGCUGGAAUUGGAAGCUUCUAAACAAAUAUGAUAUUUUUUCUGCCAGACUAAAUGUUUUAGGGCCUGCCGACACUUCAUCAGCCCUAUAAAUCAACAAUUUAAAUACCCGCUUUCCAACUUUUCGCUAUCGGCUAACUCAGGUUGAGCUAAUGUUCUGACCCAGAACCUCGGUUUUGAGUCUACAUUUUAGCUCAAACCCCUUGUCUCAGCUUAACAAUGAAGUACAUAGACCUGCCUGCUGUGUUACAUGUAAUUCCUUAUGGAAUAAAUCAAGGUUCAAAUGAUAA